AUUCCUCCCUCCGCAGGGCUGGCUCACCAGGCCCCAGCCCACAUGCCUGCUUAAAGCCCUCUCCAUCCCCUGCCUCACCCAGUCCCUGCUGAGGCUGAGCAGACGCCUCCAGGAUCUGUCGGCAGCUGCUAUCUGAGGUCACAAAGCUAAUCAGAGGUGGAAAUAGAUUCACCCCGCGCCUCUCUGAUCUCUGUACAACGGGGGACAGAGCUCUUCUGAGGAAGGCAGGCUUCCCUUUGCACCCGCACUGACUGUGUUCUCUUUCUGGAGGGAGAGCAGAGACCAUGUCUGACACGGAAGAGGUGGUGGACGAGUACGAGGAGGAGGAGCAGGAAGAAGCAGCUGUUGAAGAGCAGGAGGAGGGUGCUGAGGGUGGGGCUGAAGCAGACGCCGAGACCGAGGAGACCCAGGCAGAGGAAGCUGGAGAAGAAGAGGAAGUGAAGGAGGCUGAAGAUGGCCCGAUGGAGGAGUCCAAACCCAAGCCCAGAUCAUUCAUGCCCAACUUGGUGCCUCCCAAGAUCCCCGAUGGAGAGAGAGUGGACUUUGAUGACAUCCACCGGAAGCGCAUGGAGAAGGACCUGAAUGAGCUGCAGGCGCUGAUCGAGGCUCACUUUGAGAACAGGAAGAAGGAGGAGGAGGAGCUCGUUUCUCUCAAAGACAGGAUUGAGAGACGUCGGGCCGAGCGGGCGGAGCAGCAGCGCAUCCGGAGCGAGCGGGAGAAGGAGCGGCAGAACCGCCUGGCUGAAGAAAGGGCUCGACGGGAGGAGGAGGAGAACAGGAGGAAGGCGGAGGACGAGGCCCGGAAGAAGAAGGCCCUGUCCAACAUGAUGCAUUUCGGAGGUUACAUCCAGAAGCAGGCCCAGACAGAGCGGAAAAGUGGGAAGAGGCAGACCGAGCGGGAAAAGAAGAAGAAGAUUCUUGCAGAGAGGAGGAAGGUGCUGGCCAUCGACCACCUGAAUGAAGAUCAGCUGAGGGAGAAGGCCAAGGAGCUGUGGCAGAGCAUCUAUAACUUGGAGGCAGAGAAGUUCGAUCUGCAGGAGAAGUUCAAGCAGCAGAAAUACGAGAUCAAUGUUCUUCGAAACAGGAUCAACGAUAACCAGAAAGUCUCCAAGACCCGCGGGAAGGCCAAAGUCACCGGGCGCUGGAAGUAGAGCCCAGCCUCCUUCAUCAAAGAUCUCCUCCUAGCUCGCACCUGCCCUCCGCAUGCACACCCCAGCUCCCGGGCUCUCCUGGGACCCCAGGCAGCUCCUGCUUGGAAAUGGGGAGCUGUCUCAGCUGGGAGCCAGCACUCCUGCCUGCCCCUACACCCACUCCAUGCCAGUAAUAAAAAGCCACCACACACUGA
This is a messenger RNA of Saimiri boliviensis boliviensis (Bolivian squirrel monkey), 1345 nucleotides long. Lineage: Eukaryota; Metazoa; Chordata; Mammalia; Primates; Cebidae. The record is from RefSeq and is a predicted model, not a curated record.